This is a messenger RNA of Pisolithus orientalis, 991 nucleotides long. RefSeq lists its product as uncharacterized. Bases 338 to 904 code for a protein of 188 amino acids. Gene Ontology annotation, biological process: carbohydrate metabolic process; pentose-phosphate shunt, non-oxidative branch. The record is from RefSeq and is a predicted model, not a curated record. Gene Ontology annotation, molecular function: D-ribulose-phosphate 3-epimerase activity; metal ion binding. Gene Ontology annotation, cellular component: cytosol. NCBI's taxonomy places the organism in Eukaryota, Fungi, Basidiomycota, Agaricomycetes, Boletales, Pisolithaceae. The transcript has 7 exons.
GGAUCUGCACGGACCGUCCAAGAGCACGAUUCGCCUGUCUUCCUUUUGAUAUCGAUCCAAUGAGAAAUACAGCUCCAUGAAAGGAAGGGACGCCUCCUGUCAGACUGUCACUAUUUAAUCCGCACACCGUCUGAGCUUGCCUCCCACUCCACAAGACGACAUGCCUCGUCCCAUCAUCUCCCCGUCCGUCCUCGCCUCAGAUUUCGGCCAGUUGACUAUAGAAUGCAAGCGCAUGAUCAAAGGAGGAGCGGAAUGGCUCCACAUGGGUGCGCAAUCUUAUCUCAGCUAAAUGACCAUGUAGCUGGACACCUCUACCUGCUUGUCCCGCUCAGAUGUCAUGGACGGUCACUUUGUCCCGAACAUUACCAUAGGCGCCCCCGUACUGUCUUGCGUGGCGAAAAGCGUUCCCGGCAUUUUCAUGGAUUGCCAUAUGAUGGUUGAACAUCCAGAAAAGUGGGUCGAUGACAUUGCGGCAGCUGGCGGUUCUUUGUACUGCUUCCACAUCGAGGCAACCUCCGAUCCCCUGUCCCUCAUCAAGUUCGUCCGUGAAAAAAACAUGAAAGUAGGGGUAGCGAUUUCCCCUGAUACACCUUCGACUGCCAUAACAGACGAAAUAGGUCUAGCAGCGGAUAUGUUGUUAGUCAUGACGGUCUAUCCUGGGCGUGGCGGGCAGAAAUUUUUGGAUCGCUGUGUGCCCAAAGUGGCAGAAUUGCGUGCCCGAUUUCCUAACAAGGAUAUUGAGGUUGAUGGCGGGGUCGGACCCAAGACUGUACAGAGUUGCGCAGAGGCAGGAAGCAACGUCAUAGUAGCGGGGACUGCUAUCUUCCAUGCUGGCAAUCCGGAAGAAGUCAUUACGGCCUUGAAGAAUGCCGUUAUUACCGCACAGGCAAACAACUCCGUCUGAUUGAUAAUUGUGGACUGAGUAUAUGACGCUGCAUCUGUAACAUUAAACAAACAAAAAUAAAACAGCUGAUUGCGCGACUUUUGCAGC